Messenger RNA from Eublepharis macularius, 2785 nucleotides. RefSeq names its product sterol 26-hydroxylase, mitochondrial-like. The record is from RefSeq and is a predicted model, not a curated record. Gene Ontology annotation, cellular component: mitochondrial inner membrane. Lineage: Eukaryota; Metazoa; Chordata; Lepidosauria; Squamata; Eublepharidae. Gene Ontology annotation, biological process: cortisol metabolic process; cholesterol metabolic process; C21-steroid hormone biosynthetic process. The coding region runs from base 55 to 1620 and encodes 521 amino acids. The transcript is spliced from 9 exons. Gene Ontology annotation, molecular function: oxidoreductase activity, acting on paired donors, with incorporation or reduction of molecular oxygen; iron ion binding; monooxygenase activity.
GGCCUCGGCGCUCUCCCUCGAGGCUCUGCGCCUGGCACGCAACCGAGGCGCGCCAUGGCGAAGUUGAGCUGCUUUGCUGGGCGGCUGCGGGGCGGCCUGGGCUCGGGGCUGCCGGGAGCCCCCUGCCCCUAUCGGGCUUGGAGGGGGUCAGCCAGCGCGGCGCCCGUGGCCUCUGCCAGCGCGGAGAAGGAGCGGCUGAAGCGGCCGGAGGAGUUGCCGGGGCUGGGGCUGCUCAGGUCCCUCUACUGGGUCCUCGCGAGAGGCUACUUGCUGCACACGCACCGCCUGCAGAUCAUUUCCAAGAAACUGUAUGGUCCAAUAUGGAAGUCCACGUUUGGCUCUUACAAUAAUGUUAAUAUUGGCAGUCCUGAAGUACUAGAGCAGCUGUUGCGUCAGGAAGGAAAGUACCCCAUCCGGAGUGACAUGGCCCUCUGGAAGGAGCACCGGGACAAACGAAACCUGCCCUAUGGCCCCUUCACUGAAGAUGGGGAGCGGUGGCAUCGCCUGCGGCAGGUGCUGAACAAGAGGAUGCUGAAACCUUCAGAGGCUGUGCUGUAUGCUGAUGUCAUUAAUGAAGUGGUGACUGACCUGAUGGUGCACCUGCAGAAUGAGAGGAGGAAAAGCCCCUCCGGGGUGAUGAUCCAAGAUGUGGCUCAAAUACUUUAUCGAUUCGCCUUAGAAGGCAUCUCAUACAUCCUGUUUGAGACCCGCAUUGGCUGCCUGAAGGAGGAGAUCCCUGCUGAGACACAGCAUUUUAUUGAUGCAAUUGGAUCCACACUGAAGAGUUCAGUCUUUGUCACCAUCCUGCCCAAGUGGACCCGGGACAUGUUGCCCUACUGGAACCGCUACUUGCAGGGCUGGGACACAAUCUUUGCCUUCGGAAAGAAACUGAUUGAUCAGAAGAUGGUGGAGUUAGAAAAGAGUCUGGACCGAGGCGAGAAGGUCUCCGGCUACCUAACCUACCUACUGUCCACUGGACAACUCAGCCAUAAAGAGGUUUAUGGUAGCAUAGCUGAGCUGCUGCUGGCUGGCAUAGAUACGACAUCCAAUACCCUCUCAUGGGCCAUGUACCACCUGUCCCAGGACUUGAAGACCCAAGAAGACUUGUACCAGGAGAUCAUCAAUGUGGUGCCCAAAGACCGGAUCCCUGAUGCUGAAGAUCUCUCCAGGAUGCCGUUGCUAAAGGCCAUCAUCAAGGAGACUCUCCGGCUGUAUCCUGUGGUCCCGACCAAUGCUCGAAUCAUUGCAGAGAAGGAUGUGGUUGUCGGAGGGUACAAGUUUCCAAAAGAUACCCUGUUUGUGCUUGCUCACUAUGCUCUCUCACAUGAUGAGACCUACUUCCCAGAUCCAGAACAUUUCCUACCACAGCGCUGGCUGCGAGACCAGAGGGAAUCAGCUCCCCAUCCCUUCAGCUCCAUUCCCUUUGGCUAUGGGGUACGUGCCUGUGUGGGGCGCCGCAUUGCUGAGCUCGAGAUGCAUCUGGCUCUUGCCAGGCUUAUCCGGACAUUCUCAGUCAGGCCAGAUCCAAACUGCAAAGUGGUGAAACCCCUUGCCCGCAUUGUGCUUGUUCCAGACAAGCCCAUUAACCUGAAGUUCCUUGACAGGCAGAGAGUGCUCUGAUUGAUCUAGGACUACAAUCCAAACUCAUCUGGACAGGUUGCAAAGAUUCAGAGCUCAGUUUUGAUUCAGGGGAAGGGGGAGAGUUAGUGCAUCAUUCCAUACCUAGAUCAACAUUGCUUACGAAUUUUCCUCCGUGAGUCCCUGCAGGGCUAAGCAAGAUAUUUGGAUCCUGGUUUUGGCCUGUAAUGUGUACAUAUAUAGGGUGUCCAGAAUAACAAGCACCCUUUUGAAUGGACUGGCUUUGUGGCACACCACUUACUGGCUCCCUACCCUAAGAGUCUCUCUACACAAGACAUCUAAUACGUGAAGAACACAUGUCGGGAGAUGCAAUGGUAGCCAAGAAUGGUAGUUUUAAAAGACCGAGCUGGCAGCAGGGCCAGCUUUUGCUAUACACUGGAGCUGUGUGAAGGGACUGUGAAAUUCCAGAAGGGAAACUUUAGCCCAUUAUAAUCACUCCAGGUCCAAGCCUGGCUCUGGAAGGCAACUCCAGCCCAUUUCCAUUCCUUGCUGCCCUCUGGUUGCCAUCCCACACAGUUUUAGACCUGAGAGGUGAAACUGACAAAGCCUUCUGGGAGGCGAAGAUGAAAUUAACAAACCCGCUGAAGAGCUAUCUCCACCAGCUCUGUCUUUUUAAACUACCCUUCCUGGCUAACAUUGCGCCUCCCUACACUUGACAAACAUGUGCUGAUGUGUCUCAUGUAGAGAGACUCUGAGAUGUGCAAAGACAAAAGGAUAGCUCCUCAAGAUGUUCUUAAAAUGCUUCCUUUUUCUACCUCAGGCCUCCUGCUCUCAAGCAUCUUUUAUAGUUGUACAUGCUGGUAGUAACCGCCAAAAUGGAAUGUUGCAUACAUUCAGCAUUUGAAAGGCAGGUUUGAAGGUGUGCGUUUCCAGGUGUAAAUGCAAUGAUUUAAGUGAGAAAGUUUCCCAGUGCUGCUCAUGCUCUUGCCUAUCAUUAACACACGUUCCCUGGAGCCCCCCAGAGUGAUAUCCCUCCUGUAUGUAUUGAACAAGAAGAGAAAAAUGGCCCUGCUGGUGAUUGAUUUCCCAUCUCACACACUUAUUUUAAGAAACAAAAACUGGUGGAAUAUAUGUUCAACUGGAAGAGAAGGACACAUCUUCCAAAGAAAUAACAUAAAUGAAAUAAAGUGAAUGUACAGCUUGUGCA